AUGGUUCGUGCUCAGCGAUCCAAACCAAGACGGAUCCCAAAGAAAACACCUCAGUAUGGUGAAGAUGACCCAGAGGCGUACAAGGACCUGCCUGUGCCUAACAAGAGGGCAUCCAGUUACACAAAGGACAAAGUUGACGAGUUUCACGAUGAAAAGAUUGCAAGUCUUCUUGCCCGUGGAGUUCAGAUGGACAGUGAGGAAGAAGAGCUGGAUGACGAGGAGGAAGUAAUGGCUCUGGAUGAUUCUGAGGAAGAGGAGGAUGACAUGGAGAGUGACUUGGAAGAAAAGAAAGAGGAAGAUCUUCCAGAUGAAAUGGCAUGGGGCAAAAAGAAGAAAAUGUUUUAUGACACAGACUAUGUCACCGCCAAAGGGAAAAAGGCUGAAGAGUUAGAACAAGAAGAAAAAGAGGAGGAAGAGGAAGCCAUCAAGAUCCAAAAGCGUCUCGCCGCAAAUCUGAGUGAGGAAGAUUAUGACUUGAGUUUCUUCCAGGAGUUUGCUGUGGAAGAGAAGGACGAAGAGAGACCUGUCAAAACUGAGGUAAAGAUUGUAAAAGAUUUGAAAGAAAUGUCCCAAAAGGAAAAGAUCAAACUGCUGAAGAAGGAGUCUCCAGAAUUACUCGAACUCAUCCAGGAUUUCAAGAAAAAGCUUACAGAACUGAAAGAUGAGAUACAGCCUCUUGUUCAGAUGGUCACGGACGGAAAGAUCGCCCCAGGAAAAACUGCAGAGUACCUCAAAACUAAGCAGCAGCUGUAUUUAAACUACUGCACAAAUAUCAGCUUCUACAUGGUGCUGAAAGCGAAAAGGAUCCCCGCUCACAACCACCCGGUGAUCGAGCGACUUUUCACCUACAGAAACCUCAUCAAUGAACUCAGUGCAGUAGAUUCCAGACUUGCGCCACUGUUUCAAAAGCUGCUCUCUGAAGGAGGGAGCCGGAAAGCAGAAGGCAAGAAGACGAGUGAAACAGAAAAGAGCCCUGAGGAUGUCGCUUCUAUGGACGAGGAAGACUCGGACUCUGACCUGGACGAAGAAGCAGCGUUGCAGUUUUACAAAGGCGUCGAACAGAGACUGAAGCUCAAGCGGAAAGGCAGAACUCCAGAGGCCGAAGAAUCUGGUGAGAAGGAAGACGGGGAGAACGACGACGGUGAUGGCGAGGCCAAGAGAGGAAUCACGUAUCAGAUGGCCAAGAAUAAGGGAUUGACACCAAAGAGGAAGAAGAUCGAUCGUAAUCCAAGAGUCAAACACAGAGAGAAGUUUAGACGCGCCAAGAUCCGCAGAAAGGGACAGGUUCGGGAGGUGCGCACCGAGGACAAACGUUACAGUGGAGAGGCGUCUGGCAUCCGCGCUGGAGUCAAGAAGAGCAUCAAACUCAAAGUCUGA
Messenger RNA from Knipowitschia caucasica, 1377 nucleotides. The record is from the annotation of a GenBank genome assembly. NCBI's taxonomy places the organism in Eukaryota, Metazoa, Chordata, Actinopteri, Gobiiformes, Gobiidae.